AUGUGCGAGACUCCUAUUCCACAUUUUGCGGCAUGCUUGGCAUACUUGCUGGCUGUGCAGUAUCCAGACGAAGGCAACACGUGGAUCGGGUCAGCUAUACCGAACUUCAAAGAGACGAGCCUCUGGAUUCGAUACAUCUCGGCCUUAUACUGGUCGACCACCACCAUGACCACUGUCGGCUAUGGCGACAUCCACGCUCAGAACACCUUAGAGAUGGCUUUCAUCAUAUGUUACAUGCUCUUCAGCUUUGGCCUCACUGCUUACAUCAUUGGCAACAUGACCGACUUGGUCGUUGAGGGCACCCGUCGAACCAUGGAAUUCAUUGCACGCAAGUUACCAAUAUUUGUGCAGAGAAGUAGCAUCGAAGCUGCAUCAAGUUUUGUGAUGCGGAAUCGUCUGCCUCCUCGGUUGAAAGACCAGAUUCUGGCUUACAUGUGCCUCCGAUUCAAAGCCGAGAGCUUGAACCAGAACCAACUCAUACAACAGCUCCCCAAAACCUUAUGCAAAAGCAUCCAACACCACCUCUUCUUACCAACCAUACAAGGGGUCUAUCUCUUCAAGGGCGUCUCCACAGAAAUCCUCAUGCUUCUGGUAGCAGACAUGAAAGCAGAGUACAUCCCACCGCGAGAGGAUGUUAUAAUACAGAAAGAGGCUCCUGACGACGUCUACAUUAUCGUGUCUGGGGAAGUAGAGAUGAUUGACUGCGAAUUGGAGAAAGAAAACGUUGUUUGGGAGUUCAGUUCGGGUGGCAUGUUUGGUGAAGUCGGAGCGUUCUGCUCAACGCCUCAGAGCUUCACAUAUCGCACCAAGACGCUCUCGCAGAUGCUGAGGCUCAAAACUUCGUCUCUGGUUGAAGCAAUGAAGACGAGACAGGAGGAUAAUGUCAUCAUGCUCAAGAACUUCCUUCAGCAUCACAAGAAGCUUAAAGAUUUGCGGUUGGGGGAUUUGUUCAUGGAUGAAGAGGUGGAUGGUGAUGUGAACAUGUCGAUCAACUUGGUGACUGUGGCGGGAACGGGAAACGCUGCGUUUCUUAACGAGCUUCUGAAGGCCGGUCUUGACCCUGAUGUUGGAGAUUCUAAAGGGAAGACUCCAUUGCAUAUAGCAGCGUCGAAAGGCCACGAAGAAUGUGUAGUUGUUCUCCUCAAACAUGCUUGCAGCUUACACCUAAGAGAUUUGGAAGGAAACACAGCGCUAUGGGAAUCUAUUGCAGCAAAGCAUCAUUCAAUAUUCAAGAUCCUCUACCACUGGGCUUCCAUCUCUGAUCCAUUCAUAGCCGGCGAUCUCCUCUGCACAGCAGCCAAACGAAACGACGUGGGAGUGAUGAAGGAGCUGCUGAAACACGGGUUAUACGUUGAUUCAAAGGAUGUGCAUGGGCUAACUGCUAUCCAAGUGGCGACGACAGAGAACCAUUUAGACAUAGUGCAGCUUCUAGUGAUGAACGGGUCCCAAGUCGACGAAACCAUCAUGAAUAUGAUUCCACCGGUAAAUUUGAACGAUAUGCUGCAGAAGAGGGAGAUAGGCCACUGCAUAGUUAUGUCUGACACCACUGAAGAAGAUGAUAGCCACAAGAAAACUAAAGAAGAGGAACGGUUAGUACUCCCUUUGAGGGUUAGCAUCUACCGAGGCCAUACGGCCAAUCGGAGCACUACUAAUCACCCUGGUAAAUUGGUGAGAAUGCCGAGUACAUUAGAUGAGCUCAAGACCAUUGCAGGUCAGAAGUUUGGAUUUGAUGCUACAAAUGCAUUGGUGACUAAUGAGGAAGGUGCUGAAAUUGAUUCCAUUCAAGUGAUAAGAGAUAAUGAUAAACUGUUUAUAGUUGAGACUGAGAGUUAGUGUUAUGUUAGGUAAUAACCAGUCUGCAUAAUUUAAGUAGCCCCACUACAGCAAAAUUGUUUAGUAGUGUGUCUAGUGGCAUAAUUUUAGUGAUCCCAAGAGCUUGUCACAAAAUUUGCUACUUUUAUGUAACAAAAUUGACUUGCACACACACAUAUAUAUACAUA
Messenger RNA from Salvia splendens (bonfire salvia), 2000 nucleotides. RefSeq names its product potassium channel AKT2/3. Lineage: Eukaryota; Viridiplantae; Streptophyta; Magnoliopsida; Lamiales; Lamiaceae. Gene Ontology annotation, biological process: potassium ion transport; transmembrane transport. The transcript has 6 exons. Gene Ontology annotation, cellular component: membrane. The record is from RefSeq and is a predicted model, not a curated record. Gene Ontology annotation, molecular function: voltage-gated potassium channel activity; protein binding. Bases 1 to 1833 code for a protein of 610 amino acids.